AUGCCAUACUCACCAAAGAUAGUAUACAAAGCGGGUACGACAAUUCCCAUUCCUGAUGCACUCAGCAGAGACUGUGUAAAUAACGAGCCAGAUUCCAAGGAUGACGAGGAACUAAUCGUUCAUCUACUGUUACCAAUGUCAACAAAUGCACAAACGGAACUACAGAAAACAGUAAAAGAAGAUGACGAGUUACAAAUGCUCAAGAAUACCAUCGAAUACGGUUGGCCAGUUGAAGUGAAAGACGUAACGGCACAGUUACAAAAAUACUGGAACUACCGUGACGAAUUGUCACUAUACGAUGGAAUAAUAGUUAAAGGUGAUCGACCAUUGAUACCAGCAACGCUGAGAUCCAAAUACUUGAAGAUAAUACACCAAGGACAUUUAGGAAUACAAAGCAAUCUACACAGAGCAAGAGAAGCGAUAUUCUGGCCACAAAUGACACAAGAUAUAACGGACUAUGCGAAUAAAUGCGUCAUCUGUCAGACAUAUAUACGUGCAAACAUCAAGGAACCGAUACAGCUCCAUCCGAUUCCCAAUGAAGCCUGGAAUACGGUAGCAACGGACCUAUUUGAAAUAAAAGGAGAUAUGUAUAUUCUUAUAGUAGACAGCUACUCCGGAUUCUACGAUGUAGUCAAACUAAGGACAACAACGAGUGAGUCUAUUAUCAAAAUCCUUAAACAUUGGUUUUCAUUAUUCGGAAUUCCGAAGAAAUUAAUAUCAGAUAACGGACCGCAAUUCGCGUCAAGCGAAUUUAAGAAGUUUGCAAGGCAAUGGAACUUCGAACACGUAACAUCGAGUCCAGGAUAUCCACAAUCCAACGGAUUAGCCGAGAGGUUCGUGCAAACUGCGAAAGCAUUACUGAAAAAAUGCCAACAAGAUGAUUCUGAUAUACAAAUGGCACUUCUCGCUGCACGAAAUACUCCCAGACCAGGAUUACAAUCACCAGCAGUGAGACUGUUUGGCAAGCCGACCAGGACGACACUUCCAACAGCAAAUACGGAGAAGAAAACUGAUACAAACAAAGCCCUCGAAGAAGCUCGUCAGAAACAGAAGAAAUAUGCAGAUCGAACUAGGCCUGGGAAACUAGAAGUCACACCAGGUGAAAAUGUUCGAAUACGAACCGGACAUCGACAAUGGAAAGGAGGCACGGUGGUCACACAUCAUGAAGCGCCACGAUCAGUAAUCGUCAAAACCUCAGAAAGAACUGUACUUCGACGUAACUACUCAGACGUGCACAGAACAGCAGCGAACAUGGGAGAAAAUAAACAGCCGUCGACAGCCAUUCCAAUAGGACUCGAAGGACCUACCAAUAUCGAUGACCAACAACCAGAGACAAAGGAUACCGAGGCAACUGCAGGGGCUGGCGAGAACACCAAAGUUCCCACUACCACGACCCGAUCCGGACGAGCAGUUCGACCACCAACAAGAUUAAAUUUAUAA
Messenger RNA from Vollenhovia emeryi, 1440 nucleotides. RefSeq lists its product as uncharacterized. NCBI's taxonomy places the organism in Eukaryota, Metazoa, Arthropoda, Insecta, Hymenoptera, Formicidae. Gene Ontology annotation, biological process: DNA integration. The transcript has a single exon. Gene Ontology annotation, molecular function: nucleic acid binding. Bases 1 to 1440 code for a protein of 479 amino acids. The record is from RefSeq and is a predicted model, not a curated record.